Gordionus sp. m RMFG-2023 is the source of this 712-nucleotide messenger RNA. Its product is annotated as oligosaccharyltransferase complex subunit ostc-B-like. The coding region runs from base 62 to 508 and encodes 148 amino acids. The transcript is spliced from 4 exons. Gene Ontology annotation, cellular component: oligosaccharyltransferase complex. The record is from RefSeq and is a predicted model, not a curated record. NCBI's taxonomy places the organism in Eukaryota, Metazoa, Nematomorpha, Gordioida, Chordodea, Parachordodidae.
UUAUUAAUUUCGAUCAAUUGUUGAACAAAAUAUAUAUUUUCCAUACUAGCAAAUCCACGUUAUGGAAUCGUACUAUCGUUUGUAUUUUAAGUUCUUAGAAUGCCCAAAUAUCAAAUUAAAAAAGCCGAGCUGGGUUAGAUAUCCAACACCUAUGAUGGUAUUUGGUUGCUUAAUAUUUUUUUAUUUCCUUAUUACUGGAGGUUUAAUUUAUGAUGUUAUUAAUGAACCACCGAGCUUAGGCUCGAUGCCUGACGAAUUUGGCCGAUCAAAACCGAUUGCUUUUAUGGCAGGAAGGAUUAAUGGACAAUUUAUCAUGGAAGGCUUAGCUGCUAGUUUUAUGUUCUGCCUUGGUGGUUUAGGAUUUGUCAUAUUAGACCAAUCAACUCAUCCUAUAAUGCCAAAACUAAAUAGAAUGAUGCUAAUGUUUAUGGGGAUAGCUUUUAUUGUCAUUCCUUAUAUAGCUUGUAGAAUAUUUAUGAAUAUCAAAUUACCGGGUUAUAUGCGCUAAUUCUAUUAAAGAUCUUGAUCAAAGAAUAUUAACAAAUAAAUUAAUUGAUUUACCUUCUUUGUAAUUUAGAAAUGAUUGAUUACAUAUAAAAAAAACUAAUAAAUGUGUUAUAGGGUAAUAAGAUGGUAUGUUUGAUGUAUAUAUUUAUUUUAUUUUUUUAUUCAAAUUUUUAUUACUAGUUUAAUAAAGGAAAAUUUUAUUUAA